GAAUAUUUAUUUUAUAUAUACAGCAUAACCGGGUAUCUCAUCAUAAAUUGGGAAAUGGACCAGGCAAAUGGGGGUAAUCCUGUGACAGACUUGUUCUCCCUUGUUACCAUGUUUUCUUUCCUUUUCUUUUUAUUUUUUCAUUUUUUUGCCCGUCUUCUUUUUUUUUUUCUCAAUCUUCAUCCAUCGACUCCCAUCCAUCUCUCUCUCCAUCCGCACCAUCUUCUCCCUGCUCGCCCUCUCCCUCUCCCUCUUCCUCCUCAUCAUCAGAUGAGUCACUGUCAUCCUCAGCAACUCCCACCGUCCUCUCCUGCACUUCGCCACCCUCUCCGGCCGCCGUCGCCGGCAAGCGACCAGCAAAAGUCCGGCGCACCGCCGCAUUGGUCGACGUGUCCCACACCUGAACCACUCCCUUACUGCCCGCCACCGCCAGCCGGAAGCUCACCUCUGGGUCGGGCGCGAACGUGGUCGAGAAGACCUUGCCCACGUCGAGCUUGCGCGAGACCACCAUGCUGGGCUUGUUGUCCUGCACGUUCCACAGCUUGA
Rasamsonia emersonii CBS 393.64 is the source of this 543-nucleotide messenger RNA. RefSeq lists its product as uncharacterized. The record is from RefSeq and is a predicted model, not a curated record. The transcript has a single exon. NCBI's taxonomy places the organism in Eukaryota, Fungi, Ascomycota, Eurotiomycetes, Eurotiales, Trichocomaceae. The annotation marks the transcript as partial.